Molecule: messenger RNA, 1028 nt
Organism: Prosopis cineraria
Lineage: Eukaryota; Viridiplantae; Streptophyta; Magnoliopsida; Fabales; Fabaceae
Product: ras-related protein RABA5e-like
Exons: 2
Coding region: 137-799 (220 amino acids)
Cellular component (GO): endosome
Molecular function (GO): GTPase activity; GTP binding
Source: RefSeq, a predicted model, not a curated record
AACCAAAAUCUAUGAUGAAUCCACAAUCCAUGCGCAUAUACUGACCCUGCCAGCUUGGCUCAUCAUCACUCUGUAUGCACGAAAUCCAAAGUCACAAACUCUCUGUGCGUCUCAAGAUUGAGUGACUGUAUCAUUGAUGACCAUGUCUUCGGACGACGAGUGUGGUGAAGAGUAUCUCUUCAAAAUCGUCAUCAUCGGUGACUCCGCUGUUGGCAAAUCCAACUUGCUCUCCCGGUAUGCUCGCAAUGAAUUCAAUCCUCACUCCAAGGCCACCAUAGGCGUCGAGUUUCAGACACAGAGCUUAGAAAUCGAUGGCAAGGAAGUCAAGGCUCAGAUUUGGGAUACCGCUGGCCAGGAGCGAUUCCGAGCCGUCACCUCUGCUUACUACAGAGGCGCUGUUGGUGCUCUCAUUGUCUACGACAUAACCCGGAGAACCACAUUCGAGAGUGUCGGUCGCUGGCUUGAUGAGCUCAAAACGCAUUGUGAUACAUCUGUGGCCAUGAUGCUUGUGGGCAACAAAUGUGAUUUGGUGGAUAUCCGGAACGUGAGUGUUGAGGAAGGCAAAAGCCUUGCUGAAUCAGAAGGUUUAUUCUUCAUGGAAACAUCAGCAUUAGACUCGACAAAUGUUGACACAGCUUUUGAGAUGGUCAUUCGUGAGAUAUACAACAAUGUCAGCAGGAAGGUCCUCAAUUCCGAUACCUACAAGGCAGAGUUGUCAGUCAACAGGGUGAGCCUUGUUAACGAUGGGACCAACGCAUCAAAGCAAUCCCGAGGCUAUUUCUCUUGCUGCUCAAGAUGACCUUCAUCCUUACUUAUAUACAACUUGGUUUGUUAAUUCAAUUUGGCGGUUUGUUGGUUGGUUGAUCAAAUGGGUUGGCUUGUUCCUUAAUGGACAUGAUAUAAGUUGAAAGGUUCUUUGGUUAAAAAAAAAAAAAAACAAGAUAUGAUACAGAAAUGAAAUUGUUAUCUUCAGCUGUAAGCUUGCAGUAGCAAUUUUCAACAAAUAAAAGGGACAGUUAUUUUUUUAA